Messenger RNA from Oldenlandia corymbosa var. corymbosa, 3618 nucleotides. NCBI's taxonomy places the organism in Eukaryota, Viridiplantae, Streptophyta, Magnoliopsida, Gentianales, Rubiaceae. The record is from the annotation of a GenBank genome assembly.
AUUUCUUUCUCAAUUCACAUAAUCACAUUAGGCUUUAGCUACAUGUAGCUGGUCAAUCUUCAUGCUUUUUGUCUAAUUUUUUUUCGUAUUUAUUUAAUUGUUAAUUAAUCAUAUUCAAUAGCAUGUCUUCGCUAUCUUUAUCUUGUUUCCCAAGCUGAUAUUUCGCUUUCAUGAACCAAACUAAAUAAAUUUAAGGGUGGUCAAAAUCCAAUUAAAGGGAAACCAAACCCCCCACAAAACACCAAUAAAAUAUCUUCGCAAUUUUUGGAUAAAUAAUAAUCUGCACUUUCUUUGUUUCAUUCAUUGCUUGUUCUUUCCUGUGGGCUGGCUGUAGUAGAUUAUUCUGUUUUGCUGUCUUCUCUCAAUCUGAAAAAACCCUGGAUAAAUACCCGUCAAUUCACCCGAUUUUUUUUCGAGCAUAUUUGCAGCAAACCCAUUUCAAAACUCAUUGAAUAAUCAACCCAAAACCUCUUAAUUUUUGGUGGGUUUUUUAUUAGGUAUUAAUAAAGUAUGAUAUUCUCCAAACUCAGCCGCUCAGCAUCUCGCUCCUCCAUUGCCAGGAAUGUGAUAAAUGGUAGUUUUAAAGGAAGAUUGUUGAAUGGGGGAAGAGGGGAUUUGGGAUUGGGAGGAUCAUCAUAUAUGAAUUCGAGCGGCGGUUUGGACUUGGGUGGAAGAUUAGGGCUUUUUUGGAGGGAAUAUUUGGCUAUAGCUGGAGGGACAGCAGCACGGUCUAUUCCCAAAGCAUCUUCUUAUGUAUCGGAUUUCAAUCAUGCUCUUGCCAACCCAAGAAUACGCAGAUUUUUCUGCAGUGAAGCCCCAAAGAAAAAGAAAUUUGAGAAUUUCUAUCCCAAGAAGAAAAAGGAAAAUCCCAAACAGAAGGAAGAGAAAUCGGAGUCUAAAGAGGGCGGAAAUACGGAUGGUAAUAGCAACUAUCAGGAGACUCUGCCCAAACUAGUUCAAAAUUUGAUCACUCCGUUGUUAGUGGUUGCAUUACUUUUAUCAACAAUGACAAUGAGUCCCCGAGAACAGCAGCAGAUUAGUUUCCAGGAGUUCAAAAACAAGCUUCUUGAACCUGGCUUUGUGGAUCACAUUGUAGUUUCCAACAAGUCUGUUGCAAGAGUAUAUGUGAGAAAGGAACCGCGGAGGCUGAGCGAUGAUGGUGCCGAAGAAAAAUCAGGAUACGGAGGACCUUCAAUUGGCACCCCUUCCAAAGGGAAUGCUGGCCAGUAUAGGUAUUAUUUUAACAUUGGAAGUGUUGAAUCUUUUGAAGAGAAGCUGGAGGAAGCCCAGGAACUGUUGGGAAUUGAUCCACAUGACUAUGUCCCAGUCACAUACACAUCUGAAAUGGUUUGGUACCAAGAGCUUAUGAGAUACGCGCCAACAUUACUGCUUCUUGGUUCGCUGAUGUACAUGGGGCGGAAAAUGCAGAGUGGUCUGGGUGUUGGAGGUUCUGGUGGAAAGGGUCCACGCGGAAUAUUUAACAUCGGUAAAGCUCAAAUUACAAAAGUCGAUAAGAACGCUAAAAACAAGGUUUAUUUCAAAGAUGUUGCUGGUUGUGAUGAAGCAAAGCAGGAAAUUAUGGAGUUCGUGCACUUCCUCAAGAAUCCCAAGAAAUAUGAAGAGCUGGGGGCUAAAAUUCCUAAAGGAGCUCUGUUGGUUGGCCCACCUGGGACUGGUAAAACUCUUUUGGCGAAAGCUACUGCUGGGGAGUCUGGUGUGCCUUUUCUCUCUAUGUCCGGUUCAGAUUUUAUGGAGAUGUUUGUUGGGGUUGGACCUUCAAGAGUGAGAAAUUUGUUCCAAGAAGCACGGCAGUGUGCACCGAGCAUUAUAUUUAUUGAUGAGAUUGAUGCUAUUGGUCGGGCAAGAGGACGUGGGGGUUUCUCUGGUGGUAAUGACGAGCGUGAGAGUACUCUUAACCAGUUGCUUGUUGAAAUGGAUGGAUUUGGAACUACUUCUGGUGUGGUGGUUCUUGCUGGCACUAAUCGACCUGAUAUCCUGGACAAUGCUUUGUUAAGGCCAGGCCGAUUUGAUCGACAGAUUAGCAUAGACAAGCCUGAUAUUAAGGGCCGUGAGGAGAUAUUUCGAUUAUACUUGAAAAAGAUCAAACUUGAUCAAGAGCCGUCUUAUUACUCCCAGAGGCUUGCUGCCCUAACUCCUGGAUUUGCGGGCGCAGAUAUUGCAAAUGUCUGUAACGAAGCCGCACUGAUUGCUGCCAGGAAAGAGCAAACAAAGGUCCAAAUUGAACAUUUUGAUGCGGCUAUAGAUAGGAUAAUUGGUGGCCUGGAGAAGAAACACAAGGUAAUAAGCAAACUUGAAAGGCGUACUGUCGCUUACCAUGAGGCUGGUCAUGCUGUUACUGGCUGGUUUUUGGAACAUGCAGAGCCACUCUUGAAGGUAACAAUUGUUCCUCGUGGCACAGCAGCCCUGGGUUUUGCUCAAUAUGUCCCCAAUGAGAACCUCCUUAUGACAAAGGAACAGCUAUUUGACAUGACAUGCAUGACACUAGGGGGUCGUGCUGCCGAACAAGUAUUGUUGGGUAAAAUAUCGACUGGAGCCCAGAAUGACCUAGAGAAAGUCACGAGGAUGACAUAUGCGCAGGUUGCAGUUUACGGCUUUAGUGAGAAGGUUGGUCUCCUUUCGUUUCCACAGAACAAUGAGUAUGAGGCAAAGCCUUAUGGCAGUAAGACUGCAGCAAUUAUUGAUUCUGAGGUGCGCGAAUGGGUUGGCAAAGCUUAUGAUCACACAGUCAAAUUGGUUGAGGAACAUAAAGAGCAUGUGGCUAAAAUUGCUGAAUUGUUACUAGAAAAAGAAGUUCUUCAUCAGGAGGAUUUGAUCCAAGUUCUGGGUGAAAGACCUUUUAAAUCGGCCGAGGUAAGUAAUUAUGACAGAUUUAAACAAGGGUUUGAAGAGGAAGUUCUGAAUACUGAUCAGCAGAACGUGGAGAACCAGACAGCAAAGGAGGACGAUGGACCUUCAUCCCUUGACCCAGGGGUUGUUCCUGCUUAAGGAAGAUCCCAGUAAGUGAACUGAUAUUUAUGUGUAUAGAACGAGAAAGACGUCGUCUCAUCUUCUCCUUGUGCGCAACCCCUCAUCGAGGCACUAAUUGGAGGGAAAGUCGCUGGCUGUUUACUUCUCCCAAACUAACCAUAAUUUGUAUGAACUGUUCGGUAAAAAAACGCUGCCGUGGCUGGCUUGCUGAAUAGAGGCUACAAAAUUUGCAGCCAUAUUGUGAUAGGAGCAAAUGCUGUUGGGAUGAGCCGAAAUAGGAGGCAUUAGGAAGAUCGUAUUUGAAAGAAUGCUGUUUGUAUCAAAUGGUUGUUGGAAGUUGGAGCAUAGAAAAGAGAAGAAACACUGGACAUGAAGGAAGAAAUAUAUGAUCAUGCCCAUGUAAAAACCCAACAGAUGGAUAGAACCUAGUUCUCAUGGUUUGCUAUUCAAGUUUUCUAAUUUCCUCUUUGUAUUUAUUAUUAGUACAUUUUUUUUUUCCAGAAGUUUCUUCUAUUGAAAUAUUGUACUACUUCAAGUUAAAAGUCUUUAAAAGAAUGAAUGUGAAUGAAAGACAAAAGUAAAUAACAUUCUGGGUUAUGGCAAUAGCUACUAGCUGCUUUUUUCUUUCCC